CUCUAUUCCGCUAGAUUCUACUGUUGACAGCACAAUCAUGACCAGAACACAGUAUACAGAGCAUGCCGAAUUCGAGACUACACGCAGGCUUUUGGCAUGCUUGAUCAACGAGGGCCUUGUCGAGUUCAUUCUCCAGAGGCUCGAUUCCUCAAAACAGAGGGUCUUAUGUCUUCGAGCGCUGGGUCAUAGCAGCGAGCUAUCAACAGUCUCCCAGCUUGUAGUGGGCCUCAACCCGAAUUCGCUUGUUGAUGAGAAUGGAAGAGUUUGCUGUCCAAUUGCACCGGAACAGCUUCAGCUACCUGUGAAGUUAGAAAUCAGCAAAGGCAAUACGGUACAUGAGACGAACCCGUCUAAGAUUCUUCAAAUGAUCCAUGAAUGGAUUCCUGAAUCCAUACCAAACCUUCCGCUUCUGGAGACCACGAAACAAAUGCUGCAGAACUCUGCCGAAAAUCAAGAGAAAUUGCUUCAAUUCCAUCAUCAGCAAAAGCCUUGUGACCUGAAUAGUUCAGCAAUUGAGUGGGAGAGGGCGAUCAUCUUUGGCCAUCCCGAGCAUCCUCUUCAUCGAUGCCUGUACCCAGAGUCACCAUCAUUGACUGGCACAGGCGACCUGAUAACACCAGAGAUAUCUUUUAUCUCCGUUCCAGAUACACAGCUUGAGACCACAGGUCCAUUUACACCAACACUGCAACCUUUGUUGGAAAGACUAGGCCUAUCUCAAUUCAUUCCAGGGCAAACCAUUAUUCCCUGCUUUACCUCGAAUCUCCCACUGGUUCUUUCUCGCUUACCAGAAGCCACUUUGGUGCAGAGUUUCCAAGGUAUCGCCGACGGCCAAGCCUCCGCGCGCUCUGUAUCCAUCAAACCGCAAUUUGAUUACAAUCACCACCUGAAAAUGUCUUUGCCAUUCCAGAUCACGGGAGCUAUCCGAAACGUCAAGCCAUGGCAAGCGUACCAAGCCACAUACAUGACGGAACUCGUCGAGCGCCUCGCACACCCUGACCUAUGGGUGAACAGGGAGACUGCGACAAUCACCGGUGUUAACAUGGACGUGCAGGCGGCACGAACCGUGUGCUGUAUUCUGCGCGAGGAUCUGGAGCUUCGAGCUUUGGCGGAGGACCAGUCGUUGAUUAUUGCAGCCGCACUCUAUCAUUGUCCUACGGGAGGCACUAAAACGUACGCCGAGAUAAUUUUUGGCCUAGAAACUCUGGAAGAUAAAUGCGCCUGGCUUCAAAAGUACAUGGGAGUUCUAUUUCAGCUGGUCAUACCACUCCUAGGCCGUGGCGUUGUCCUCGAAACUCAUAGCCAGAAUGUCCUUGUCCGAGUUGACCGACGCAGUAAGUCUCUAGCCGGCUUCGCCAUCCGGGACAUGAAUGGAGUCAAAAUUCACGUCCCCACUCUCCUGGACCAGGGAAUCACCGUGGAUGAAAGACUAGCCCAAAUCUCCGAAACGAGAGCUGCCAGUCUCGAAGCUUUGUGGAAAAGGGCCCAUCGAACUCUUAUCCAAAACCAUGCGGGGUUUCUCCUACGUAGUCUUGGCCUGGAUAACAGUCAGGGUUGGUCGAUUCUUCGAGAUGAAUUGGAAAAGGUCCUAUUCAGCCAGCAGUGUCCGAUGGGUUCGGAGCUUCAUCAGUUCUUCUGGGGUCAGAGCAUGGGGUAUCCGUGCUUCCUGGGUGCUAUUCUGCGGGGAAAGCCGUUGGAGCUUGAGAUCAUGCAGUAUCCCAACAUCUUGAUGAGAUGAUGGAGGGUGGUUGCUCGGUAGUGGGCGAACCCGAGUCCUGCAAUCUAUGUCGACGGGUCAGUCUCUCUAGCGCCUGAGAGGGUAUCUUGAGGUGUUCAGAAGUGUGUUGAUCUUAGAUACGAUGCUAUUUUUCAAGCUUGCGCUUGGGAAGGGGGCGGUUGAUACGGAGGUUGUGUUGAGGUAGUUUGUUUAGGAGGUAAUGGUAUAAGAGGCGGGCUUAUGCCAUUCAAUUCUUUUCGAUAUCAUAUCCUGAAGAUCUAUCCUAAAAUCAUUGUGUGGGGAAUAGACGAUUUAGCCACAGAUUCAUAAGAAAUAUCGACAGUUAAGCGCGUCUCGACUCCAAUCAAGGCACCAGGCACUUAGAUUCGGAUAAAAACAAAUGCAACAGGGUAUUAUGCGUCAAGAUCCGCCUCCAUCCUCACUAGGUAUAGACCAAUAACAAACAUCAAAUCUCACCAUCAUUCAUUCUCACAGCCCGCCAGGAGGGCCCUCCAGACGGGCCAUGCGAGACUCCAGAUCUCGCACCCAGGGCUCAACGGUUUCAACGUUCGAACGCAGGGCAGCCUCCCCUUGUUUCAUCUUCUUCUCGACAGCUGCGAGGCCCUCGCGCCAUUGCUCAAUCUCAGUCGCCAUUUCGGCAUGUCGCUUUUCAAGCUCGUUGAGGGAUUCGGCAGCGUGAGCAGCACCUGCAUGACAGGCACGUAGGGAGCGGAGGCGCUCCAACACGCUCGGUAGUAGAGGAUGCAGGGAUUGAAUUGUGGGAAGGGUGGCAUAGAGUGCUUGGAUCUUCGCUAUCUGUUCAUCAUCGAUAGCACCAGAGCCGGCGCCCGCAGGAAGAGCGUCUGCGUCCGAGCUCGAAGCGACUCGUGCGGCCUGAGCAGCCUUGGCAGCGUCGGUUGCACGCCUGCGAGCAGAGGCGAGUGCCUCAGCAUCAGUGGUCAACUUGCGAACACGAGUGGACAAAGCUUCCAGGUGGGGAGUAGUAAGCCCUGGGACCGUGCUGGGGCCGCCAGAGGCAGGGUUGCCACCCGCAAGAAGACUGGUAAGCGCUGAAAGGCGGGAGGUCAUCUGUUUCAGCGAAGGAAGCACGGGCUGCAAGGCGGGUUCACUGAGGCCAUCGCUGACAAAUGGGUUUGAAGAGCUUGAAAUUCCCAUCGAUGCUUCCAGCAGAGCCAGGCGUCCUUCAAACGCAGCUGCAUGAGACAGGAGUCCCGCAGAUGGUGCGGCGGUCUGAGAUGGUACGGGUGUGACGGCCGUUUCGCCGAUAGUGGAUUGUUUCUUCUGGGGGUCUGCACCGUGCACCGUGGUAAUCUUGGAUUCAGUGUUGAGCUUCUGCGUGAGCGCCGUCGCUGCUGAGUAUGAAGCAGCCUGACCGCCGCGUGACGAGCUGUGUAGAUUAUCCAACGCCCGGCUCAACUCCGCAACGCCAUCGCCUAGCGUGUCGUCUCCCGCCUUUUCAGCUGCAGGUGCAGCCUGGUUUUUGUCAGUCUCUAAGGCCUGGUUUGGUCCAGAGCUAGACCGGUUCUCCAUUUCCACUUUCAGGUCCUCCACCUCGCGCCGCAGGCGUGCCAGCCGCCGCUCGAGCGACUCGUCCUCACUGUCACUCAGAUCGCCCACCUCCUCGGUUCCAUCCUCGCGUCUCCGCCGUCUUCGGUUGCUCUUCUCUUUGCUACGAUAUGCUUGGCGCUUUGAGGAAAUGCUGUCGGAGAAAUUGGCGUCGCGCGCGUCGACCGCCGCACCCAUGAAAUGCAAACGCGCCUGGUCGGCGUUGACGCCCUCGCGGUCUAUGUCGGAAUUGAAUCCGGUGUCAUCGUGAUCGGAAUCGGUGCGGAGAGUUGUCGCCUGCGGAAGUGGAAGGAUUAGUUCG
This is a messenger RNA of Penicillium brasilianum, 3602 nucleotides long. Lineage: Eukaryota; Fungi; Ascomycota; Eurotiomycetes; Eurotiales; Aspergillaceae. The record is from the annotation of a GenBank genome assembly.